Messenger RNA from Ilex paraguariensis (yerba mate), 2766 nucleotides. Lineage: Eukaryota; Viridiplantae; Streptophyta; Magnoliopsida; Aquifoliales; Aquifoliaceae. The record is from the annotation of a GenBank genome assembly.
AUGGCUACUUGGGGAGCCCUCCUUCAGUUUCUUAUCAUUCUGUCUUUCCCACUGUUUUCUAAAUCUCUGUGCCUUGAAGAAUCCAAUGAACUGAAAACUGAUGCUGGUGAUCUCAACCUGAGGUGCAUUGACAUUGAACGGAAUGCGCUCCUUCAGUUCAGAGAAGGCAUUAUCGAUCCUUUGGGUCAUCUUGCUUCUUGGGUUGGCAAAAAUUGUUGUGGAUGGAAGGGUGUUCACUGCAGCAACCAAACUGGCCAUGUUGCAAAGCUUGACCUUAGAGAUAAAGGUAACUGUUUCAUGAAAAGAAUUCAAUCUGCAGCGGCUUAUUACGACAACUCAUCAUGUUUGGGUGGUAAGAUAAGUUCUUCGUUGCUUGACUUGAAAUAUCUGAAAUACUUGGACCUAAGCAUGAAUGAUUUCCAAGGAAUUCCAAUCCCAGAUUUCUUGGGUUCAUUUGAGAGAAUGCGUUAUCUCAAUCUCUCUUUCGCAUCUUUUUCUGGGACUGUUCCUCCUCACCUUGGAAAUCUCUCAAAUUUGCGUUAUCUUGAUCUCUUGGCAUAUUCAAAUCCCUAUGAUGACAUUAGAAGGAGCUGGGUUUCAGAUUUAAAUUGGGUCUCUGGACUCACUUCUUUGAAAUACCUGAACCUAGGAGGCCUCAACCUUAGUUUGGAAACAAAUUGGCUGCAGGCUCUAAAUAGGCUUCCUUCCCUUUCGGAGUUGCACUUGUCCUACUGUGGACUGCAAAACAUCCCUCCCUCUCCACCAAAUUUGAAUUUCACUACCCUUUUGGUCCUUGAUCUAUCUAAUAACCAAUUUAAAUCUCUAUUCCCUCAAUGGUUGUUCAAUAUCAGUUACCUUGCGGAACUUAAACUUUCUUCUUGUUAUAUGAAACCCUCCAUUUCAAAAGCUGCUUGGGAAGAUUUGUGUCAUUUGCAGGUCUUAGAUCUUUCCUUCAAUGAAAUCAGUGGCGACAUAAGUGAUUUAAUAGGGGAUCUUUCUCGAUGCAGUAAUCAUAGCAUAGAGGAGUUAUAUUUGUUGCAUAAUCAAUUUAGUGGACAGCUGCCUGAGUCAUUAGGGUUCCUUAAAAAUUUAAGGUACCUUUCUCUGGAUGAAAACUGGAUCACAGGUCCAAUCCCAGAAUCUAUUGGAAAGUUGUCUAAUCUGAACGCAUUAGGCCUAGCCGAGAACCAGUUGAAUGGAACAAUCCCGGAAAGUGUUGGAACACUCACACAGCUAACUAUAUUAACCCUCUAUAAAAUUCUUGGGGAGGAUGUUGCUAUUUCAGACACAAUACCUCAUUGGCUCGAGAAAUUAUGUCCACAGAUUCGAAGGUUAGAUCUUUCUUAUAACCAAAUAGGUGGAAUGCUUCCCAAUUCCUUACCAUUUUCCUGGGAUACAGCAGUGAUAGUUGACUUCAGUGUCAACCGCUUAGGCGGUCAGAUCCCCCUUUGGCCUAAUGUGACACAUCUCAUUUUGGCUAACAAUUUGUUUUCAGGGUCAAUACCCACAAACAUUGGCCAAAUGAUGUCGCGACUAGAAAUUUUAGAUCUUUCUGGAAACUUUUUGAAUGGCAGCAUUCCAUUGUCUAUCAGCGAUAUGGAGUACUUACAAAGGCUAUAUCUGUCAAACAAUCUUUUGUGUGGAGAAAUCCAUGGAAAAUGGAGGAAUUUGCAAGAAAUUCGAGCCAUAGAUCUAUCGAGGAAUAAUCUAUCUGGUAAUAUUCCUAGUUCAAUAUGUUCAAUGCCUAAGCUUUUUUGGUUAAGAUUAAGCAGCAAUAGUCUUUCUGGGGAACUCUCAUCAUUAAAAAACUGCACAAGCCUGAGUGCUCUUGAUCUUGGAGACAAUGAGUUUUCAGGGAACAUACCACAAUGGAUUGGAGAGAGCUUGUUAUCACUAAUUGUGCUACGUAUCCGGGCCAACAUGUUUUAUGGAAAUAUUCCUGAAAACCUAUGUCAUCUUUAUAAUCUUCACAUCUUGGACCUAGCAGGUAACAAUUUAUCCGGAUCCAUCCCAUCAUGCCUGGGCAAUUUGAGUGGUUUGAGUUCUUGGACCCCUUACAGUCGGUAUUCACACUUAUCUUACUGGAACUACAUAUUUACACCCCAGAUGGUGCUGGUUGUAAAGGGAUUGCCAACUAUGUAUACCCUCACACUUAUUCUUGUUAGGAGUAUUGAUCUUUCGGACAACAAUCUCCGAGGAGAUAUCCCUGAAGAGAUAACACGUCUCUCAAUGUUGGGUACCUUAAAUUUAUCUCGAAACCAAUUGACAGGAAAAAUACCAGAUAGCAUAGGAGGCUUAAAACAGUUGGAAACCCUUGACCUCUCAUGCAACCAUCUUUCAGGUCCAAUUCCUCUAAGCAUGACAUCUAUGACCUCAUUGAGCAGUUUGAAUGUGUCAUAUAACAACUUGUCUGGACAAAUUCCAUCAACCAACCAAUUCCAAACGUUCAAUGAUCCAGCCAUUUAUGAGGGUAACCUUGAUCUUUGUGGGAGUCCAUUGCAAACCCCGUGCCUGACUGACAACAAAGGGAAAGUUGAAGACCGUGAUGCCAAAGAUGACAACAACGAUGAGGAUGAAACAUUACCAUUUUACAUUAGCAUGGGACUGGGAUUCGGGGUGGGAUUUUGGGCAGUAUUUGGUAGUUUGGUAAUGAAGAGGUCCUGGAGACAUGCCUACUUCAAAUUCCUGGAUAGAGUGGCGGAUUGUUUCUACAUCUACGUUAGGCUGAAUAUGGCCCGUUUACCGAGAAUGGUGAGCAAGGAGUGA